Messenger RNA from Dioszegia hungarica, 789 nucleotides. RefSeq names its product integral membrane protein S linking to the trans Golgi network-domain-containing protein. Gene Ontology annotation, cellular component: trans-Golgi network; Golgi membrane. Gene Ontology annotation, biological process: protein localization to Golgi apparatus; Golgi to plasma membrane protein transport; Golgi to endosome transport. Lineage: Eukaryota; Fungi; Basidiomycota; Tremellomycetes; Tremellales; Bulleribasidiaceae. Bases 1 to 789 code for a protein of 262 amino acids. The transcript has 4 exons. The record is from RefSeq and is a predicted model, not a curated record.
AUGAGGGUUCAGGGCUGGGAUCCCGUCCUGAUAAUCUGCCAAGUCAGCUCCUUCUCCCCUCUGGACCACAAAGUCUCCUUUACUGACCCUCGGCAGAUAGUCUCCCUCCAAGCAAUCCACUACCUGACCCUCUCCCUCCUGACCCCAUCCCUCCUCUCCCUUCUCACCUCUCCGCCACUCCUCGAAUACUCCGGCGGACCCAGUACAGUCGCGCACAUCCUGGACUGGCGGGAGAUGGCUGGCCGCCCGACGAUCUCUUCCGCCGCUUUUGGCGAUAUACACCGGCACGCCCAAUUGUCAUCUUCUGCCACUUCAGGGUUGGGCGGGUGGAGGUAUCUCGGCGGCGCGUGGGCGGGGGGGAAGCACGUAGGUGUUGUAGAGGGGGAAGAGGGGAUUGGGGCGGGUACGAAGGGAAAGAUGGGCGCGGAUGAGCAGGAGGAAGUGUGGGAUUUCGGGGUGGAUGAUGGACGGGGGUGGGUGGAGGCGGGGUUGUGGCUCCUCGCUUCUGCUGUGGAUAUCGUACCCCUGUACUACCUCGUCCGACGCCCGACAUUCAUCCUCGACUUUUCCCUGACCCUCAACCUCGUACAUCUGAUACUGACGACCUACUACGCCAAAGCAUUCCCUACGAGUCUGUUCUACUGGGUCAUACAGGCUCUCGGAGCGCUGUUGAUGAUCACAAUAGCGGAGCAGCUCUGUGUCAAGCGGGAACUAUCGUCAGAUCUCGAGGUGUCAACAUACGAGCCCGUCUCGCGCGAAGAAGAGGGGAUACCACUGCAGCAGCGGUAG